CCAGACUCAGACAAACUAACUUCAGACUUGAAGACACAAUCAAACAUAUCAACCACCAAAGCGAGAGAAGAUCAAAAGAAAUCGACUAAACAGACUCGGGUUAGAAAGGUCAUCAAAGGAACGUCAAAGAAGUGAGCGGCUCUGGUUACGCUUGUUAGGUACACGGGAAGGACCAGAUUAGUGCUGGUGAUAAAGAGGUAGACAUCAGUCAACAGUAACACGGUCAAAGAAACAACAUGUGGUUUUUGGCAAUAUUGUGCGUUUCCUCCCUGCUGAUGGGCACCAAGGCUCAGAGCAGUGCUAGUUUUCACCGGGGAAAUGACCGUAGUGGCCGUUGUCAGUACAGUUUCACGGUGGACAGUCCCUCUGAAGCCAGCUGUCCAUCAAUGGGAUCGAGCCCCGAGAUGGAGUCCCUAAAGUCUCGCAUGGGGAUCCUGGAGGCGCUGGUCAACCGCCUGGCCGGAGGGGAAGCCGUGCCGGACUUCUCAGAAAGAUCUGGCCUCCAGGAUGCAUACAACCAGGCAAUGCAAGAGAACGCUCUGCUCAAAAGAGACAAGCAAAGACUGGACACACAGGUCCAGGAUCUACAGAAGCAGGUGGAAGAGCUGAGAAACAAACCCUGCACGCCUCCUCCCAGAGUGCCCGUGAAUAACAACAUGCGCAGACUGGGACCAGGACCCUCUCCCCUUGCAUCCAGACCAGGGAAUACACAAGGAGACACCGUCAGUUUACCAGAUCCUGGUUGGCGUCCAAGAUAUCAGGAGCUGACAGCCGUGGUGACUGAAGUUUCUGCACCGAAUCUGGAAGGUCCAGCGGACAUCAAAGGUUGUGGUGACCUCGUGUGGGUAAGCGAACCUGAGACGCAUCGCAAGGCUGAUACUAUUGCUGGUAAGUAUGGUGUCUGGAUGCAAGACCCAGCAGCCAAAGAACCUUACGAUUCUGAGAUGGUAUGGCGCAUCGACGCAGUGGGCUCUGAAGUCCGUCAACUCUUCGGGUAUGAAAACAUGGACCAGCUGGCACGUGGUUUUCCCACUAAAGUCCUCCUUCUGCCAGAGGCUGUGGAGAGCACGGGUGCCACCAUGUACGAAGGGUCCUUGUAUUACCAACGCAGACUCAGCCGCACACUCCUAAGGUACGAUCUACACUCCGAAAGCAUCGCAGCACGUCGUGAUCUUCCCCACGCUGGCUUCCACGGACAAUUCCCUUACUCCUGGGGGGGCUACACGGACAUUGACCUGGCAGUAGACGAAAAUGGGCUCUGGGCCAUCUACAGCACCAGCAAAGCCAAGGGCGCCAUUGUGAUCUCCCAGCUGGACCCUCACACUCUGGAGGUGAAGGGGACGUGGGAGACUAAGAUCCGCAAGUCAACGGUCGCUAAUGCUUUUAUGAUUUGUGGCAAGCUGUACACGAUCGCUAGUUACACCACACCAAACACUACCAUAAAUUACAUGUACGACACUGCAACCAGCCAGGGUAAAGCGAUUUCAGUUCCCUUCAAAAACCGCUAUCGCUACAACAGCAUGGUGGACUACAACCGGGUCCACAGGAAGCUGUAUGCUUGGGAUAACUAUUACAUCGUAUCUUAUAAUGUGAGGCUAGGCAAGCAGGAGUAAAGCGCAGAGAUCAGAUUACAUUUUCUAUAUUGCCAUGCUUCUAGAAGCGUUUUGUGAUGUUUUACCAAUCAGGAAAAUAGCUAUAUAUUCAUGGAUAAAAAAGACAAUUUCACGUUUGAAAAACAUAUUAGGCAGGUUCAUACAGAAAUUAUGAUGAUGUUGGUAAUAUUUUCCUGAUAACAUUAAAUCACAAAACACCUGUUUAUGACCGUUCUUGGUAAUGUAGAAAAAGCAUACAGACACAAUACAGAGUGACUGCUUUUAUUUACGUUAUUAAAUGAAUUUAUAUUUUUGUAUAUUUGUCUGUGAUGCUCGUAGUGAUGAAAAUGCCUUAAAGGUCACCUAAUAUUUUAUUUGUUGUUUGAACAUAAUUGGGUAUCGUAUGUGUGUGUACACAACCAAUCUGCCCACUCCAUUAUUUUUAAAAAAUCCCCUUAAUACCUCAACAGUCUCAUGGGACAAGCAUUUACUUAUCAAACUGACGUCACUUUGCGCAGGCCCCACCCACAACUUUUCAAAGACCACAGUUGGGUCAUAAUUUGUAUUUUAAAUCACCUUUACAUAAUUCAUUACAGCACAUUCAUUAUGAACAAUGAAGUAAAGUGAUUGUCUUAUUAAAAAUAAAAAACAAUAGAGGGUAUGCAUUGACAUCACUUUUCCACGUGGCCACGCCGGAGCUCUCCCUGUUAAUGGGCAAACAUUCAACAAAAUGGCUGCAAAAACGACAGUAAAACUGACUAUUAUCAGCUUAAAUUUAAUUUAGUUAGCCUUAACAGUGAUCCUAACCAUAGAUGUGUAUAAAGGCUAGAUGUCUCGCCCGCGCUGCUGGCCAAUUGAGUGGAACGUCCGCAUUUGGCGGCCAUCUUACCACAGGGCGCUCGCUCACUCGUAGCAUUGAGUUUUAAUGGUGCAAGUGCUUUUAAAUGACCAUAACUUGCUUAAUUUUCUACCGAUUUUCAAACGGUUUCGUUUGUUAUAAACGUCAAAGAUGUACCUAUGACACUAAAUACUUGAAACUAAAACAAAAAAAAUCAUGAAACAUGUUAAAGCAUCCAGAAUUAUAGCCACGUUAAUAACGUUUGUAAGAAACCAACCCGUUUGAAAAUUGGUAGAAAAUUGGGCAGGUUAUGGUCAUUUAAAAGUGCAUGCAUCAUUCAAACACAAUGCUACGAGUGCGCGAGCGCCCUGUGGUAAGAUGGCCGCCAGGUGAUGACGUUAGAGACUCCGCCGUAACACAUCGAGCCUUUAUACAUAUGACCCUAACAACUUGCCAAACAACCAGUAGUCUGUGGAUAUUGGCAUAUGGCAAGAUUGCUUUUCCUGACUUAUAUGUUUGUCUUUCCUAACACUAUUAAACCACCCCACCUUUGUAGAACAUAAGUCUCAUCAUAAUGAUGUUUUUAAUGAAGGCUCACUGACAAAACUUUGCCAUUACACAGAAUAAGAGUAUUCAUUUGGUGUAUUUUUAUAGGAUUUUUUUAUCCCAAAAUUGUACAUACCUGACAUAUGGCUACUGCUACUGAUUUACUUCUCCUUUGUGUGGCAAAACAUUCAACAAAAUGGCUGACUGUUCUGGCGACGGCCGCGAAAAUGUCAGUAUAAAUUAAAUUUAGUUGCACUUGAUAGUGACCCUAUAACUUGUCAACCGACCUGUGGUCAGUGGACGUUGGCAUGGACGAUCAAUUUACUUCUCCUUUCGGUGUUUCUUGGCAGUCUGUAUAACGAUAGCUCCGAAUUCUUGUUAAAUCUGUUAGUAUCGCACAACAGCUUUUUCCAAUGUAGACGCGUUUUUCCUGAUUUUACACUGUACACAAAUUUUGCCGCUGUUGUCACUCAGUUGGCGUAACCGGUUACCGGAGUCACUUCCGCCGAAGGUGACGUCAUGGGGCAGAAAGCAGCAAGUAAUUUGCAUUUAAAGCGACACACCUCAAAACCAAAACAGCGCAUUUCAUGCAAAACCAAAAUUGGUCUAAAGGUAUUUGGACCUGAAUUUUUACAGACACGUUCAGGGAAAACCUGAGACUAUUACAUUUUGAAAAUUUGCCAUAUCAGGUGACAUUUAAGGUUUAAUUCCUUUGACCAACAAAUUCCAAAAUGGAUAAACUAUCUAGUCAUGUAUCAUGAUGACAGGUUUAUGAUGAAAUGAGGUCACAUCUUCUUUCUCAGUGGAUGUGUCCGUUAAAUGUUUUAAUAGAGAAACUAUUUUUCUACCUUUGUAAGUAAUGUCUCGUUUUUUGUGUUCACAGCACUGAAUAAGUUAGAUUAAAAAAAAAAAAGAGGGAAAAUAUAAUGGCACAUAAGACUGCCUUAACUGAUAGAUUGUAAAAAGAGGAAGACAAUUUGUGUGCAACUUUUACAUUAUUUCUUGUGUAAAUGCUCAAAUCCUAAACUCUGUACACAAAGUUAAUGUUCACUGUUGUCUUUUUGAGUUUGCAUUUUAAAACAUAGUCAUGUGCUGCUUGAGAUGCUAAGAGCUGGGAUCUUGUAGCUACAGAAGUGUAUUAACUUAUAUGCAGAUACGUAAGAUAAAUAAAGAAAAUUGAAGUCAA
Misgurnus anguillicaudatus (oriental weatherfish) is the source of this 4162-nucleotide messenger RNA. It is a transcript of the gene myoc, whose product is annotated as myocilin. Gene Ontology annotation, cellular component: Golgi apparatus. Lineage: Eukaryota; Metazoa; Chordata; Actinopteri; Cypriniformes; Cobitidae. The record is from RefSeq and is a predicted model, not a curated record. Gene Ontology annotation, biological process: osteoblast differentiation; signal transduction.